Messenger RNA from Suillus paluster, 156 nucleotides. RefSeq lists its product as uncharacterized. Lineage: Eukaryota; Fungi; Basidiomycota; Agaricomycetes; Boletales; Suillaceae. The transcript has a single exon. The annotation marks the transcript as partial. The record is from RefSeq and is a predicted model, not a curated record.
AUGAACUACAACAACUACAAUACCACCAUUGUCAAAAUGUACAGAGUGCAGCUUGUAGGAUGGCCCCAGAGGGUCAAGUUCAUUAGUCCUUCAAAUAUUGGGAUGGUUGGGGACAUUUGCAAGCUUCGAGACGCACUCAAGGGUCAUACCUGCUAC